UAGCUUAGUGGUGACGUCCAGUUCGCUUGUCUCUCUCACUCUCUCACUCUCUUUCACUCGCUCACUUCGGGGGCGACCACAAGGACCUUCAGCGCCUCGAGAACGACCUUGACCCUUGCAACACCACUAAAGGGGGAUUCAACUCCACUAAGGCUUCGCCAACACCACUAAAGGGGGAUCCAACUCCACUAAGGCUUCGCCAACACCACUAAAGGGGGAUCCAACUCCACUAAGGCUUCGUCAACACCACUUCGAGGGGGAUUCAACUCCACUAAGGCUUCGUCAACACCACUUCGAGGGGGAUUCAAGCCUUGGAGUGAAGACAUGUGGAGGAUUUCAACACCACGACCUUAAUACCACCAGAAGGAACUCCCUCAACACCACACAGACUUCAACACCACCAGCUGUGACUCAACACCACAACACCACUUUGAUUUCAACACCACCACAACACCACUUACAGAACGACUCUUUUCAACACCACUUUGAUUUCAACACCACCCCAACACCACCUCUUACAGAACGCCUCUUUUCAACACCACUUUGAUUUCAACACCACCUAAACUGACUCCCACAACACCAUUUAGACCUCAACACCACCGACUGUGACGCUCAACACCACAACUCCACGAUUCAACACCACCAGAAGUAACAUUCUCAACACCACUUCGACAACGACUUUCCGAGUACAUCAACACCAGUCAUUACCACUCAUCACCACCUGACACAACACCACAUAGUUUCAUCACCCACAACACCACUAGACAAACUUCAUCACCACCAAGACGGACCCCUAACACCACCAUAUCAUCACUUCAGCGACCUCAACACCGCCUGAAUACGACUCCUCAACACCAAACACCACUUCAACACCAGCCCAGCAUCACCAUCUCAAGACAAAGAAGUGGUGAUGAAAAUGUCACACUCCCCCCAAAGGACUAUGGUGUCGGUGGUGGUGAUGGUGGUGACGCUCCUGCUGGCCUCAAGCGGUCCGGGUCGGUGUGCAAGCCCGCCCCAUAAUGACUACGAUGAUGACUACGACGAGGAGGGCGGCUGUCACCCCGAGGAGGCCGACCACUGCUUCGCCGACGUCAACGAGAACCUCAUGUGCAACCUCGGGAAACCAAACGCCGGGAGGAACUGCACCAACAGGGACGCCCAGAACCUAUGCGACGGCAUGGGGGACGCCUUGGAGUGCAGCGAGGAUAUUCUAUUCACGUGCUCGCGGGAGGACGGAUAUUACACCUUCGAGACGUGGCUUACAGGACUGGAGGCUGUUAUGCACGACCUCUGCUACGACCCCGACCACAUGGAGACUAUUAACGUGUUGUUGAAGGGGUCCAAGUGUUUCCGUCUCAAGAGGUUCAUCAACUGCUUGGAGGACCGCGCCAGCCUGACCCACAUGGCUGACCUUCUCACCACCACGCUUGACCUCAAAGAAUGCAACAAGAUCCAGGUAGCGAUCGCGGCGUGCAUCGAGGACAGCGAGAAGAGCAAGAAGAAGUGUCAGGGGACGUCUGAGGCGAUUACACAAGCCCUCAUCGCAUUCUUCAGCGCGACCAAGUGCGGCCAACCUGACCCAACCCCGCCACCGCCGCCAUGCCUGCCCCCUGCGGUCCCUGGCUCAACCAACACCACCAUCAACACCACCAACACCACCAGUAACGAGGAAAACACCGAAUUCCUCAACACCACAGACAACACCACCACCACCACCAGUACCAAUAACACCCCCAAACAAAACACCACCACCAACACCAUCACCACCACCACCACCACCACCCCAAAAGCAUCACCACAAACAGCCUGCAAGAAGGACCUCAGCACCAGCGGGACACCAACAGCCUCGACGGUGGUGGUGACGUUGCUGGUUACCCUGGUGUUGGUGGGUCUUCUGGCGGUGGUGUUGGUGCGUAAGGGAGUCCUCAUCAUACGAACGGACUUCAAUCGUCACAUAAUCGGACUGGAUGCAAUGGACAAUGAGGAAAGGGACAGUGCUUACGACAGGCUAUAGAUGGGUGCUGUGUGUGUGUGUGUGUGUGUGUGUGUGUGUUUAAGCUCUAAGGUAAGAAAACAAGAGAAAAAAAGAAAGACUUAUUCACUGCCCAUAUAAGAGUGUGUAUAGAUGUGUGUGUGUGUGUGUGUGUGUGUGUGUGUGUGUGUGUGUGUGUUUAAGCUCUAAGGCAAGAAAACAAGAGAAAAAAAAGAAAGUCUGUUAUUCACUGCCCAUAUAAGAGUGUGUAUAGAUGUGUGUGUGUGCAUGUGUGUGUGUUAUAGUAGAGGAAGUAACUCAAUGUAUGAAAACGAGAAAAAAAAGAAAAAAAAAAAAAGAAAGCCUGUUAUUCACUGCCCCGAUAAAAGAGUGUAUAGAUGUGUGUGUGUGUGCAUGUGUGUGUGUUACAGUAGAGGAAGUAGCUCAAUGUAUGAAAACGAGAAAAAAAAAGAAAAAAAAGAAA
Messenger RNA from Eriocheir sinensis (Chinese mitten crab), 2456 nucleotides. RefSeq lists its product as uncharacterized. The coding region runs from base 911 to 2014 and encodes 367 amino acids. The transcript is spliced from 6 exons. The record is from RefSeq and is a predicted model, not a curated record. Lineage: Eukaryota; Metazoa; Arthropoda; Malacostraca; Decapoda; Varunidae.